Messenger RNA from Aspergillus calidoustus, 924 nucleotides. Lineage: Eukaryota; Fungi; Ascomycota; Eurotiomycetes; Eurotiales; Aspergillaceae. The record is from the annotation of a GenBank genome assembly.
AUGUCUGCGUUCAAGUUCGAAAACACCGCCAAUGACGUUGCCGCGGCGCUGAGCGAGCACAUCAAAGGAAAGAAUGUGGUUAUAACAGGGGCAAGCCCCGGAUCGCUUGCGUUCGAGGCGGCGAAAUCAAUUGCCGGGAGAAAACCAGGCCUCUUGGUUCUUACGGCGCGAAGCGAAGCUCUAUUGCAACAAACAAGGGACGCGAUUCUCACGGAAACCGCCGACAUCAAUAUCAAGCUGGUUGCCUAUGACCUUUCAAAGCAGGAGACUAUUCGCAAAGCUGUAUCGCAGGUGAAAGCCUUGAAUGUGAAAUUUGACGUCCUCAUAAACUCAGCUGGAGUCAUGGCUCCUCCAUACGCUCUCACAGAAGAAGGGAUCGAGUCGCAGUUUGGGAUAAAUCACAUCGGACCCUUUUUUUUCACCAACCUCCUCAUCCCCCAACUAAACGAGAGCGCGACGAUUGUGAAUGUGACAAGUCGGGGAUACCAGCUCGGUAAUAUUCAAUGGGACGAUCUCAGUUUCAAAGCGACGCCGUAUAACAAAUGGCACGCGUACGCCCAGUCAAAAGCGGCGAAUAUCCUGUUCAGCAACGCCCUCGCUCGAGUACUUGCGGAUAGGCAUAUUACGUCGUAUAGUGUACAUCCUGGCACCAUCUUCACAAACCUAGCGCGCCACCUUACGCAGGAGGACUAUGACAUGUUAGCCGGCAUUCCGAUGGAAUAUAAGACAGCUCAACAGGGUGCGGCGAAUAUGGUCAUUGCAGCUUUUGACCCGUCAAUCAAAGACCGCAGCGGCGCGCACAUUGACGACGACAACCAAAUUAAACCUAUUCCGGAGCAGUUUGGGUACUCCACCGGGGUUGAGAAUGAGGAGCGAUUGUGGGCUUUGAGCGAGGAGCUUGUGAAGGAAAAGUUCGUCUAUUGA